Messenger RNA from Anoplopoma fimbria (sablefish), 2392 nucleotides. RefSeq names its product transducin-like enhancer protein 4. Gene Ontology annotation, cellular component: transcription regulator complex; nucleus. Gene Ontology annotation, biological process: negative regulation of canonical Wnt signaling pathway; regulation of DNA-templated transcription. NCBI's taxonomy places the organism in Eukaryota, Metazoa, Chordata, Actinopteri, Perciformes, Anoplopomatidae. Gene Ontology annotation, molecular function: transcription corepressor activity; protein binding. The record is from RefSeq and is a predicted model, not a curated record.
ACCGUCACCGAGUCCUGCGACCGGAUCAAGGAGGAGUUCCACUUCCUACAGGCCCAGUAUCACAGUCUGAAAUUGGAGUGUGAGAAACUGGCCAGUGAGAAAACGGAGAUGCAGAGACACUAUGUCAUGUACUACGAAAUGUCGUACGGACUCAACAUUGAGAUGCACAAGCAGGCGGAGAUCGUCAAGCGGCUGAACGCGAUCUGCGCCCAAGUCAUCCCCUUCCUCUCUCAGGAGCAUCAGCAGCAGGUGGUGCAGGCGGUGGAGCGGGCCAAGCAGGUCACCAUGGCUGAACUCAACGCCAUCAUAGGGCAGCAGCAGCUCCAGGCUCAGCACCUCUCCCACGGCCACGCCAUCCCUGUCCCGCUCACGCCGCACCCGGCGGGCCUCCACCCCGCUGCCCCCGGGGCCGGCACCACCGCCAGCCUGCUGGCUCUGUCCUCCGCCCUGAGCCACCAGCUGCCGCUCAAAGACGAGAGGAAGCACCACGACAACAGCAGCGGCGACCACCCGAGAGAUAGAGACUCGGUCAAGAGCUCAUCCGUGUCCCCCUCGGCCAGUUUUCGGACCCGCGAGAAGCACAGAAGUUCAAGCGACUACUCCUCCGACAGCAAGAAACAGAAGACUGAUGAGAAGGAGUUGGCCUCUACACGCUAUGAAAGUGACGGAGAGAAGAGCGACGACAACUUGGUGGUGGACGUCUCCAACGAGGAUCCAGCGUCUCCCAGAGGAAGUCCCGCCCACUCGCCUCGGGAGAACGGAUUGGACAAGAGUCGCCUGACGAAGAAGGACGCUCCGCUGAGUCCUUCCUCCAUCGCCUCUUCCAGCAGCACGCCUUCUUCCAAAUCCAAAGAGAUGAAUUUGAAUGAGAAGUCCACGACACCCGUGUCCAAGUCCAGCACCCCCACCUCCCGCUCCGACGCCCCGACACCGAGCAGCACCUCCACCCCGGGCCUGAGGGUCACAUCGGGCAAACCCCCGGGAGUAGAGACGCUGGCUCCUGGUCUCCGUACGCCGCUGGCGGUGCCCUGCCCGUACCCCAGUCCGUUUGGUUUGGUUCCCCACCCGGGUAUGAAUGGAGACCUGAGCGGAGCCGGGGCAGCCUACACCGGCCUGCACAACAUUUCUCCUCAGAUGAGCGCAGUGGCCGCUGCUGCUGUGGCGGCGUACGGACGCACACAAGUGGUGGGAUUUGAUCCUCACCACCACAUACGCGUCCCUGGCCUUCCCCCUAACCUGUCGGGCAUUCCUGGUGGAAAACCAGCCUACUCCUUUCACGUGAGCGCCGACGGACAAAUGCAGCCCGUGCCUUUCCCUCCGGACGCACUUAUCGGCCCCGGCAUCCCGCGCCACGCUCGUCAGAUCAACACGCUCAGCCACGGGGAGGUGGUGUGUGCCGUCACCAUCAGCAACCCGACGCGUCACGUCUACACCGGCGGCAAGGGCUGCGUCAAGGUGUGGGACAUCAGUCACCCUGGAAACAAGACCCCCGUGUCCCAGCUGGACUGCCUCAACAGAGACAACUACAUCCGCUCCUGUCGGCUGCUUCCUGACGGGCGGACCCUCAUCGUCGGGGGCGAGGCGAGUACUUUGUCAAUCUGGGAUUUGGCUACUCCGACUCCACGGAUCAAGGCCGAGCUUACUUCGUCCGCGCCCGCGUGCUACGCUCUGGCCAUCAGCCCUGAUUCUAAGGUCUGCUUCUCCUGCUGCUCCGACGGAAACAUAGCCGUGUGGGAUCUUCACAACCAGACGCUGGUUAGGCAGUUCCAGGGCCACACCGACGGAGCCAGCUGUAUAGACAUCUCUAAUGACGGGACCAAGCUGUGGACGGGGGGCCUGGACAACACCGUGCGGUCCUGGGACCUGAGGGAGGGACGGCAGCUGCAGCAGCACGACUUCACCUCCCAGAUCUUCUCUCUGGGAUACUGUCCAACGGGCGAGUGGCUGGCAGUUGGGAUGGAGAACAAUAACGUGGAGGUUCUGCACGUCACCAAACCUGACAAGUACCAGCUCCACCUGCACGAGAGCUGUGUGCUCUCACUCAGAUUUGCCCACUGUGGCAAGUGGUUUGUGAGCACAGGGAAAGACAAUCUGCUCAACGCAUGGAGAACCCCGUAUGGAGCCAGCAUAUUCCAGUCGAAGGAGUCGUCCUCCGUGCUGAGCUGCGACAUCUCCAUAGACGACAAGUACAUCGUGACGGGCUCGGGAGAUAAGAAGGCGACUGUCUACGAAGUCAACUACUAGGAGGUGGAGGCCACGCUUUCAAGCCAGGCACUCAGCAGCGUCUCCUCCACCUGUGUACAGUUUUUAAUGUGUAUAAAACGGAUUUGAGUGGAACCAACCAAACCAAACUGAGUCUUUCUUGGACCUUUCUAGCUGGUCGUGGAUCAAA